AUGAGUCAUCAUGCCUCUUGGUUAGAAAGUGACCUCUGUAAUCUCAAGGAAGACUCAAGGGGGAAUCAAAGCCUGUUUGAGGUGCAGCUAUUCGGGGAUGAGGUCUUGGUCAUGUCUGCCUCCUUAUCUUUGUCCCUCUCUGCCUUGUUCCCAUGCAGCCUAGAGCAGGUGUGUGCUGCUGAGACACCAAGUCCUCCCCAGAGCCCUCUGGGUUCCGACUCUGCCCCUGCCAUGGCAGCCCCUGCUUGUAGCCAAUCUGAAGAUGAGGGCUUCAGCAGCCAAGAUGAACAGGAGACAAGCAGCAGAGAGGACUCUGGAGAUGCUGAGUCGUCACUUCACGAUGCCCUGUAUUUGAAGAUGACUGAACUGGUGGAGUUUCUACUCCUGAAGUAUCGUGCAAAGCAGCCAACUACUAAGGCAGAAAUGCUGAGUAGAGUCAUAAAAAAGUAUCAGGACCACUUCCCUGAGAUCUUCAGCCUAGCCUCUGAGUGCAUGCAGUUCCUCUUUGGCAUUGAUGUGAAGGAAGUGGACCACAGCAACCUCACCUAUGUCCUGGUCACCACCUUGGGGCUCACAUAUGAUGGGAUGGUGUCCCAUGGGCAGUCCAUGCCCAACACUGGCCUUCUGGUCAUGCUCCUGAGAUUGAUCCUUGCAGAGGGCGACUGUGCCCCUGAGGAGAAUGUUUGGGAAACACUGAAUGUCAUGGGUGUGUGUGACGGGAAGGAGCAUUGGAUCUAUGGGGAGCCCAGGGAGCUCCUCACCAAAGUUUGGGUGCAGGAAAAGUACCUGGAGUACCGCCAGGUGCCCAACAGUGAUCCUGCACGCUAUGAGUUCCUAUGGGGUCCCAGGGCUCACGCUGAGACCACCAAGUUGAAAGUCCUCAAGUUUUUUCUCAGGGAUUAUAGAAGGGAUCCCAGUUCUGUUCCAUCCCUAUUUCAAGAGGCUCUGAGUGAUGAGGAAGAGGAGGCCUGA
Eptesicus fuscus (big brown bat) is the source of this 972-nucleotide messenger RNA. Its product is annotated as melanoma-associated antigen 10-like. Gene Ontology annotation, biological process: negative regulation of transcription by RNA polymerase II. Lineage: Eukaryota; Metazoa; Chordata; Mammalia; Chiroptera; Vespertilionidae. The record is from RefSeq and is a predicted model, not a curated record. Gene Ontology annotation, cellular component: nucleus.